AUGGCUUUCAAAGGGCAUCCAAAUCUAGGCAAGAUUACUAGUGAUGAAAAGGGGACUUUGGUGACUACAUGCGCGAUUGUAUGCGCUUCAGGGCAAGCUAUACCUCCAGUUCUUGUUUUCCCGAGGAAGUAUUACAAGGACUUUAUGUUAACUGGUGCAGCUCCAGGAUUCUUUGGACUUGCUAACCCGAGUGGAUGGAUGAAUACGGAGCUGUUCUUCCAAGUCAUACAGCACUUUAUAAAACAUACUUGUGCAUCUUCAGAAAACCCUGCAUUGUUAAUAAUGGAUAAUCACGAAACCAAUCUGAGUGUUCACACUUUAAAUGUAGCAAAAAAAUCUGGAGUCUGUGUUCUUACUCUGCACCCACACACGACAGCUAAAAUGCAAUCGUUUGAUGUGGGCUUAAACGGACCAUUUAAAACUUAUUAUAAUAGCUCUGUAGAUUCCUUGUUGCGAAGAAAUCCAGACAAACAGAUAAUUAUUUACAACGUUGCCAAGUGUAUGGGUCAAGCACAUCUAAAAGCAAUGACGCCUUCAAAAAAUGUAGAAUUUUUCCAUACAACGCGGAUGUUUUUGAAAAAAUAG
Messenger RNA from Onthophagus taurus, 585 nucleotides. NCBI's taxonomy places the organism in Eukaryota, Metazoa, Arthropoda, Insecta, Coleoptera, Scarabaeidae. The record is from RefSeq and is a predicted model, not a curated record.